ACCUAAAGUACAAUAAUUUAAAAAAAGACAAUGCAAAGAUAAACUUCAGUGUGGCACAACUGAGUUUGCUUUGAUAGGGAAAGAGUGUCCUGAAACCUCCCCAUCUAAAACACCCUCAGCCUGACUCCCCAUUAACCUCCAUCUUCUAAUACUGUUUUAUUUUGCACCCCUAACUGAUACUAUACUACAUAUUUUGUAGUAUAAUGAUCUACCUCCCCAGCUUAACAUAAGCUCUACAUAAGCAGAAAUCUGUCUGCUCUAGUGCUAUGUCCCCAGCAGGUGAAUUGUGCUUUUCACAGAACAGGGACUACAGAGUCUGAAUUAGAGAGGUCUACCUCUGAAUGUUUCUAAAAGAAAACUCUCCCUCUGUCCCUCCAGAUUUCAAUAUAAUGCCCAUAGAGUUGGGAAGGGAGGACCCCAUCAAGGACCAUGAGGUUAACAAGCCUUCCCACAAUUAACACGGUAGCUAAUUGUGACCAAACAGAAGAAACAAAGACUUGCUAGGUUCUCAUGAUUGGUGUUAUGAAAUCAGAGCAUGUUGAAUAACAAAACUUCUUGUUGAUAACUGAGCCCAAGUCAAUGGAAAGAAUCAACCAAACCAGCAGUGUCUCUGAGUUCAUCCUCCUAGGACUCUCCUCCCGGCCUGAGGACCAAAAGCCACUCUUUGUUCUGUUCCUCAUCGUGUACCUCAUCACCAUAACAGGAAACCUGCUCAUUAUCCUGGCCAUUUGCUUCAACCCCCAUCUUCAGACACCUAUGUAUUUCUUCUUGAGUUUUCUCUCUCUCACUGAUAUUUGCUUUACAACAAGUGUUGUCCCCAAGAUGCUGGUAAACUUCCUGUCAGAAAAGAAGACCAUCUCCUAUGCAGGGUGUCUGACACAGAUGUAUUUCCUCUAUGCCUUUGGCAACAGUGACAGCUGCCUUCUGGCAGUCAUGGCCUUUGACUGCUAUGUGGCCAUCUGUGACCCCUUCUACUAUGGCACCACCAUGAGCCACCACCGCUGUGUCCUCCUGGUGGCCUUCUCCUGCUCAUUUCCUCACCUCCACUCACUCCUGCACACACUGCUGCUGAAUCGUCUCACCUUCUGUGACUCCAAUGUUAUCCAUCACUUUCUCUGUGACCUCAGCCCUGUUCUGAAAUUGUCCUGCUCCUCCAUAUUUGUCAAUGAAAUUGUGCUGAUAACAGAAGGGCCUAUUGUUUUGGUGACUCCUUUUCUAUGCAUUGCUUUCUCUUAUAUACGAAUUCUCAUUACAAUUCUCAAGAUUCCCUCUACUUCUGGGAAACGCAAAGCUUUUUCCACCUGUGGUUCUCAUCUCACUGUGGUAACACUCUUUUAUGGCAGCAUCUUCUAUGUCUAUUUACAGCCCCCAUCCACCUACACUGUCAAGGACCACAUGGCAACAAUUGUCUACACAGUUUUGUCAUCCAUGCUCAAUCCUUUUAUCUACAGCCUGAGAAACAAAGACCUGAAACAGGGCCUGAGGAAGCUUAUGAGCAAGAGAUCAUAGGAAGCGUCCUCUUGAAAAACCCGUAAGUGGAAUCUGCUCAACUUGGACCUGGUUUCUAGUGAACAGUCAAGUUGUUAGAAGCUAGCCCUUCUGACCCAUGUGAGACAAGGCUAUUGUGGGCACGUGUAUCUCUUAAAUCACAGUACUUUCCUGUCUAUGUCUCCUCUUUUUAAGAAAGAUUUAUUUUUCCCACUGUCUUAUUUUCUAAAAAAUGCUUUAACCUAAUCCUUUCCCCACAAAUAUUUCCCAAAUAAAUUUCUCUCUGUUUGUUAAGGCAUAUCCUCCAAAAUCUUUACAUUUCAAUAUACUAGUGAAAAUACAUAGUUUGUAGCUGUUGAAUGUUUUUGCAAAAAAAAUUUGAAAAGAGAAAGAAUGAAGGAAGAGGAGGAUAUAUAUUUUAGCUAAUUUUCUCAUCUUGAGAAAUUUUAAUUUUUUUUAUUUUUCUCCUUCUAAAAAUGUUUUAUUGCUUAAAGCUUGAGCUUUUACUUUUACCUUUCCUUUAUUAUACUGCUGUAGUUUUAUUUACUUUUAAUUUCCUCUUAUUUUAUCAUACAAUUUUAAAAUGCUAAUGGUCAGAAAGAACAAGAACCACAAGUGAUAACAUGGAAAUUAUCCAUUUCACACAGGGGAAGUUGAAAUGUUUCUUCUGGUUCACCUUCCCAUACACUAUGUGUUUAAAAUGUGUGAUUUAAUACUUCAUCUAGAAACUGUUUUUCACUUAUAAAUUUGUAUUAAUAUUAUUGUAAAUGUCUAUUGAAUAUUGUGAGAUAUAUGUAUGUAUAAUCUCCAAAGAUAUUCAGGAAAUCUCAGUCUAUCACAGAUAAAAAUGGCAACAACUUGAAACCUUUUCAAUAGGGAAAUGGAGAAAGAUGCUAUGAUUAAUUCCAUAAAAUGUAACUAUGUGCAGCAUGUUCAAAUAAUCAAAUAUAUCUUUAUUGCUUCCUUGAAAAGCCAUUAAGUAGGAAAAUGAAGAUGUGGAACAAAUGUAAAAGUAUGAAUUCACUAGAUUAAAAAUUUACAUGAAUAUAAAUGUACAUGUGUGUGUAGUCACUGGAGUAAGAAUGGAAAGGGCAGGGGGAACACGGGAGGAGAGUAUUUCUUCUUUAUACGUUGUAAUAUCUGAAUUUGUUAAAAUAAACAUUUAUUGCCCAUGGAAUUGAAAACUAUUAAUAAACAAGAUGGCCAGACAAUGGUGAAAGACUUCAUAAAUUACCAGUUGAAGAAAAACUUUCUGAGUGCAUGCAUAUCUAAAAACAUGACUUUGGCACAGUUAGUAGACAAUUUGAUAAUUUGGUAGGAUAUAGCAUUCUAGGUCCAAAACUUUUCUUUUGGAUCUUUUAAAGAUGUGGCUAUAUUAUUCUAACACCUUGGGUGUUUUCAGUGAUAAAACAUCCUAAUUUGUGUUCCUUUGUAAUGAUUUCCUUCUCAUUGAAUCAUACUCCAUAGAUCCCUGACAACAAACAUGGCUAUGUUGCCAACUGGUUAGGUCUUGGAAGAGCAGACCUUGAUUCCACCUACUUUACUCCAAGCCUGAGUUCAGGAGCCCAGUCAUUUUUCUUGACUGUGUGUUUUCUCAUAGGUGUUAAGAUGUAACAAAAGGGUAAAAAAUAAAACACUAGGCAAACACUUUCUAGACUUGAAAUCAAAAGAAAAGAGCAUGAUUUAUAAAAGGAAAUAUUUUAAAGUUGAACUUCAUAAAAAUUAAACUACUAGAAGGUGAAGAUGGAGAGAAGGUGAGUUUAAAACUACUUAUCUGGUACUAUGCUCACUACCUGAGUGAUGGGAUUCAAAUCUCAGAAUCACACAGUAUUCCUAUAUAACAAAUCUGUACAUGUACCCAUUUAUUUAAAUAAAAGUUGAUAUUUAACAAUUAAAAACUUGUUCUGUAAGAAAUACUGUCAAGAGAAUGAAAAGAGAAGCUGAAGAGUGGGAGAAAAUAUUUGCAAAUCACAUAUUCAGUAAAGGCCUAGUACCCAGAAUGCAUAGAAAGCUCUCAAAACUCAAUAGUAAAAAGUAAACAAUCCAAUUGGAACUUCAAAAAAAGACAUGAAGAGACAUUUCAUCAAAGGAGAUACACAGAUGGCAGAUAAGAACAGAAAAAGAUAUUAGAAUAUCAUUAGUCAUUUGAGAAAUGAAAAUUAAUGACAAUGAGAUUUGACUGCAUACCUAUUAGAAUGGCUAAAAUAAAAAAUAAUGACAACACUAAAUGUUCAUAAGGAUGCAGAGAAACUGAACCACUUAUACUUUUCCUGCCGAAACCACAAAACAAUAGAGCCAUUCAGAAAACGGUCUGGAAGUCUGUUUAAAAACUAAAUAUACACCUGAAUGUGAUGGUGAGAAUGAAUUCAAGCUGGAAAACACUCUACAGGAUAUUAUCCAGAACUUCCCCAACCUAGAAAGGCAGUCCAGCAUUCAAAUCCAAGAAAUACAGAGAACUCCACGAAGAUAUUCCUCAAGGAGAGCAACCCAAAGGCACAUAAUCAUCAGGUUCACCAUGGUUGAAAUGAAGGAAAAAAUGCUAAGGGCAGCCAGAGAGAAAGGUCAGGUCACCCACAAAGGGAAACCCAUCAGACUUACAGUGGAUAUUUUGGCAGAAACCCUACAAGCCAGAAGAGAGUGGGGGCCAAUAUUCAACAUCCUUAAAGAAAAGAACUCAACCCAGACUCUCAUAUCCAGCCAAACUAAGCUUCAUAAGUGAAGGAGAAAUAAAAUCCUUUAUGGACAAGGAAUUACUAAGUGAUUUCAUCACCACCAGACCUGCCUUACAAGAGCUCCUGAAAGAAACACUAAACACAGAAAGGAACAAGUACCAGCCAGUGCAAAAGCAUACAAAAUGGUAAAGCCCAAUAAUGCAAUGAAGAAACUGAGCCAACUAAUGGGAAAGAAAACCAGCCAGUAACAAAAUGGCAGGAUUAAAUUCACAUAUAACAAUAUCAAUAUUGAAUGUAAACAGCUUGAAUGCUCCAAUCAAAAGAUACAGACUGGCAAAUUGGAUAAAAAGUCAAGACCCAUUGGUGUGCUGUAUUCAGGAAACCCAUCUCACGUACAAAGACACACAUAGACUCAAAAUAAAGGGAUGGAAGCAGAUUUACCAAGCAAAUGAAGAACAAAAAAAAGCAGGGGCUGCAAUCCUAGUCUCUGAUAAAACAGACUUCAAACCAACAAAGAUCAAAAGAGACAAAGAAGGGCAUUACAUAAUGGUAAAAGGAUCAAUCCAACAAGAAAAGCUAACUAUCCUAAAUAUAUAUGCACCCAAUACAGGAGUACCCAGAUACAUAAAGCAAGUUCUUAACAUUCUAAAAGGAGAUUUAGAUUCCCACACAAUAAUAGUGGGAGACUUCAACACUCCACUGUCAAUAUUAGACAGAUCGAUGAGACAGAAAAUUAACAAGGAUAUCCAGGACUUGAACUCAGAGCUGGACCAAGCAAAAUUAAUAGACAUCUACAGAAUGCUCCACCCCAAAUCUACAGAAUAUACAUUCUUCUCAGCACCACAUUGCACUUACUCUAAAAUUGACCACAUAAUUGGAAGCAAAUCACUCCUCAGCAAAUGCAAAAGAAUGGAAAGCAUAACAAACAGUAUCAGACCACAGCACAAUCAAAUUAGAACUCAGCUUUAAGAAACUCACUUAAAUCUGCACAACUACUUGGAAACUGAACAAUAUGCUUCUGAGUGUCAACUGGAUAAACAAUGCAAUGAAGGCAGAAAUAAAGACAUUCUUCAAAACCAACAAGGAUGAAGACACAACAUACCAAAAUCUCUGGGACACAUUUAAAGCAGUCUCUAGAGGGAAAUUUAUACCAAUAAAUGCCCACAUGAGAAACAAGGAAAGAUCUAAAAUCGACACCCUAUCAUCAAAAUUGAAAGAGCAAGAGGAGAAAGAUAGAAAAAAACUCAAAAGCUAGCAGAAGAUAAGAAAUAACUAAGAUCAGAGCAGAACUGAAGGAGACAGAGACACAAAAACCCUUCAAAAAAUCAAUAAAUCCAGGAGCUGGUUUUUUGGAAAGAUUAACAAAAUAGACCACUAGCCAGACUGAUAAAAAAGAAAAGGGAGAAAAACCAAAUAGAUGCAAUAAAAAACAAUAAAGGGGAAAUCACCACAGAUUCCACAGAAAUUCAAACCAUCAUCAGAAAAUAUUACAAACAACUCUAUGCACAUAAACUAGUAAAACUGGAAGAAAUGGAUAAAUUCCUGGACACGUGUGCCCUCCCUAGCCUAAACCAGGAAGAAGCUGAAACCCUGAAUAGACCAAUAACAAGGGCUGAAGUUGAGGCAGCAAUCAAUAGCCUACCAACCAAAAAAAGUCUAGGUCCACAUGGGUUCACAGCUGAAUUCUACUAGACAUACAAAGAGGAGCUGGUACUAUUUCUUCUGAAACUAUUCCAAACAAUAAAAAAGAGGGAAUCCUCCCUAACUCAUUUUAUGAAACCAACAUCAUCCUGAUACCAAAACCUGGAAGAGACUCAACUAAAAAAGAAAACUUCAGGCCAAUAUCCAUGAUGAACAUUGAGGCAAAAAUCUUCAACAAAAUACUGGCAAACUGACUGCAACAGCAUAUCAAAAUGUUUAUUCAUCACAAUCAAGUAGGCUUCAUCCUGGGGAUGCAAGGCUGGUUCAACAUAUGCAAGUCCAUAAAUGUAAUCCACCACAAAAACAGAACCAAAGAUAAAAACCACACGAUUAUCUCAAUAGAUGCUGAGAAGGCCUUUGACAAAAUUCAACAGCCCUUCAUGCUAAAAACUCUCAAUAAACUGGGUAUCAGCUGAACAUAUCACAAAAUAAUAAAAGGUAUUUAUGACAAACCCACAGCCAACAUCAUAUUGAAUGGGCAAAAGCUGGAAGCAUUCCCUUUGAAAUCAGGCACUAAACCAGGAUGCCCUAUCUCACCACUCCUAUUCAAUAUAUUAUUGGAAGUUCUAGCCAGAGGAUUCAGGCAAGAAAAAGAAAUAAAGCGUAUUCAAUUAGGAAAGGAGGAAGUCAAAUUUUCUCUAUUUGCAGAUGACAUAAUUGUAUAAUUAGAAACCCCAUCAUCUGAGCCCAAAAUCUCCUGAAACUGAUAAGCAACUUCAGCAAAGUCUCAGGAUACAAAAUCAAUGUGCAGAAAUCAUAAGCAUUCCUAUCUAACAAUGACAGACAAACAGAGCCAAAUCAAGAGUGAACUCCCAUUCACAGUUGCUACAAAGAGAAUAAAAUAUCUAGGAAUACAAUGAACAAAGGAUAUAAAGGAUCCCUUCAAGGAGAACUACAAACCACUGCUCAAGGAAAUUAGAGAGGACACAAACAGAUGGAAAAAUAUUCCAUGCUCAUGGUUAGGAAGAAUCAAUAUUGUGAAAAUGGCCAUACUUCCCAGAGUAAUUUAUAGAUUCAAUGCUAUCCCCAUCAAGCUACCAAUGACCAUCUUCACAGAACUGGAAAAAACCACUUCAAACUUCAUAUGGAACCAAAAGAGAGCCCACAUAGCCAAGACAAUCUUAAGCAAAAAGAACAAAGCCAGAGGCAUCACGCUGCCCAACUUCAAACUAUACUACAAGGCUACAGUAAUCAAAACAGCAUAGGACUGGUACCAAAACAGAGACAUGGACGAGUGGAACAGAACAGAGGCCUUGGAACCAACACCGCACACCUACAACCAUCUGAUUUUUGACAAAUUUGACAAGAACAAGCAAUGGGGAAAGAAAUCCCUAUUUAAUAAAUGGUGUUGGGAAAACUGGAUAGCAAUGUGCAGAAAGCAGAAACUGGAAUCCUUCCUGUCGCCUUACACUCAAAUUAACUCCAGAUGGAUUAAAGAUUUAAACAUAAGACCUAACAUCAUAAAGACCCUAGAAGAAAGCCUAGGCAAACCAUGCAGGACAUUGGCAGAGGCAAGUAUUUCAUGACUAAAACACCAAAAGCAAUGGCAACAAAAGCCAAAAUAGACAAAUGGGACCUAAUUAAACUUCAGAGCUUCUGUACAGCAAAAGAAACAAUCAUUAGAGUGAACUGGCAACCAACAGAAUGGGAAAAAAAAUGUGCAAUCUACCCAUCAGACAAAGGGCUAAUAUUCAGAAUCUACAAAGAACUAAAAAAGAUAAGAAAAAACAAAGAAACCCAUUCAAAAGUAGGAGAAGGAUAUGAACAGACACUUUACAAAAGAAGACAUCUAUGAGGCCAACAAGCAUAUGAAAAAAUGCUUAUCAUCACUGGCCAUUGGAGAAAUGGAAAUCAAAACCACAUUGAGGUAUCAUCUCAUGCCAGUUAGAAUGGCAAUCAUUUAAAAAUCUGGAGACAGAUUCUGGAGAGGAUGUGGAGAAAUAGGAACACUUUUACACUGCUGGUGGGAGUGUAAAUUAGUUCAAUCAUUGUGGAAGACAAUGUGGCAAUUCCUCAAGGAUCUAGAAAUAGAAAUUUCACUUGACCCAGCAAUCCCAUUACUGGGUAUAUAAUGAAAGGAUUAUAAAUCAUUCUAUUAUAAAGAUACAUGCACAUGUAUGUUCAUUGCAGCACUGUUUACAAUAGCAAAGACCUGGAGCCAACCCAAAUGCCAUAAAUGAGAGACUGGACAAAGAAAAUUUGGCACAUAUACACUAUGGAAUACUAUGCAGCCAUAAAAAUUGAUGAGUUCAUGUCCUUUGUAGGGACUUGGAUUAAUCUGGAAACCAUCAUUCUCAGCAAACUGACAGAAGAACAGAAAACCAAACACUGCAUGUUCUCACUCUUAGGCAGAUGUUGGACAAUGAGAACACCUGGGCUCAGGGAGAGGAGCAUCACACACUGAGAAUGCGCAACGCCAAGAAUGAACUCCAAUGUAAACAAUGGACUUUGGGUAAUGAUGUGUCAGUGAAGGCUAAUGGAUUGUAACAAAUGUACCACUCUGGUGAGAGAGGUCGAUUAGUUCGGGAGAUUGUGCAUGUGUUGCAGUAAAAGAGUAAGUUGAUGGAGGAAGUAAAUACACACCCAUAAGAGACCCAUAGAAGAGAAGAACCACCGUGAGAUGAGAACCACAGGUAGAGAAGGCCUUCCAUUGCCCUCCAGGAGAUGAGAUGCCAAACACAGCCCAGGAAAUGCGGACAUAGGAGAAGACGAUCAGCAGGAGGGGAACAGCGAGGAACAGCAAGCCCAUGGUGAUGAUCAUCAGCUCGUUUACAUGGGUAUCUGUACAGGCAAGCUUCAGGAGAGCACUGGGAUCACAGUAGAAGUGGGGGAUGGCUUUCUGGGCACAGAAACCCACACGGGUCAGCAGCAGUGUGUGCAUCAGGGCAGGACAGUUGGUUAGCACCCAGCACAUACCCAGCAUUAGUGCACAGAGCUGGGGACUCAUAGCUGUGCUAUAAUAGAGUGGCUGGCAGAUGGCCACAUAGCGAUCAUAUGCCAUCACAGCCAGCAGGCAGUUGUCAAGGCCACCAAACAUAAGGAGGAAAUAUAGUUGUGCAAGACACCCAGAAUAGGAGAUGGUCUGACUCUGGGUAUGAAUGUUGGCCAGCAUUUUGGGGAUUGAGGCAGUAGUGAAACAGGCAUCAGUUAAUGAUAGGUUGGCCAGAAAGAAGUACAUGGGAGUUUGAAGGUGUGGGUCAGAGCUGAUGGCCAGGAUGAUGAGCAGGUUUUCCACCAUGGUGACUAGGUACAUGCCAAGGAAGAUGUCAAACAGAAGAGGCUGCUCCUCUGGCCGCUCAGAGAGUCCUAGAUGGAGGAAGUCUGAAACAGUGGUUUGGUUCACUCUGCCUGG
This is a messenger RNA of Callithrix jacchus (white-tufted-ear marmoset), 9213 nucleotides long. Its product is annotated as olfactory receptor 1L8. NCBI's taxonomy places the organism in Eukaryota, Metazoa, Chordata, Mammalia, Primates, Cebidae. The record is from RefSeq and is a predicted model, not a curated record. Gene Ontology annotation, cellular component: membrane. Gene Ontology annotation, biological process: G protein-coupled receptor signaling pathway. Gene Ontology annotation, molecular function: olfactory receptor activity; G protein-coupled receptor activity.